CGCGUCCGACGUUUCCCCGACGUCGUCGAGAGAGAGAGAGAGAGGUUUGUUUCUCGCCGCCUCGCGCCAUUCGUGUCACGGUCUUCGCUGCGCGUUUUUUCGCGCUCGUCUCGAGGCCCGGCGACAGUCGCGCGCGCGCAAUCGCCGCCCUCGUGACCGACUCGGGGGUCGUGAGCGAACGCGCGAGCGUCACGGUCCCAGUGUGCGUCUCUCUUCUUCGGGCCAGCAGGACGCGAUCUCGCGACUUGAGUGAAAGUCCACGUGGCCCGUCGCGGUGUGACAGCAGUAGGUGUCCGACAGUGCGCGACGAACGACGCUCGGCUACGUGGUGCCUCUCUCUCGCGUAUCGCAAGUUUGACACUCGAGAUGGAUCGCAGCUCGUAGCUCGUACACCACGGAGUGGCCCCUCGCCCGCCGGAGACGAACGUUUCCCCCGGUGACAGUCUUGCUCGCCGAGGUGUCAGUUGUCGCGCCCGUUAAGAUGAACUGGGUGGACGAUAUGGCUCAUUACGACAGCGAAAGGUCUCUGCAUUCCCUGCAGCUGGAACCGUCGCUCGAUUCGGUUCCCGUCUCCAUCGUGACACCUCCUACGACGCCGACGACGUGUUCCGUCAGUCCUGUCAGGGUCACUGCCACUACAGUUUCUACCCACGUGUCGAACGCUGCAACACCUGAAACUCUUACCGCUACCUCCGCGGCGCCGUCUUCGCUGGACUCCCGUAUACCAAGGCCGUCGCCGACGGCCCUGCACCGUUCCGCCAGUCUGCGCGUGCGCGACGAACGGAUCCCACCACAUUAUUAUACGCGAGCCAGCACCGCGGCCAACACUCCGCACGGCCACCACCAAUACCACCACCACCGUCGUCACAACCACCUACUGCAGUCGCAGCAACAGCAUCAACAUCCGGACCAUCGGAUCUUCCCUGUCAUCACGGAGAAUGGAACCGACUCGCCGCGACAACGAUCUCUCAGUCUCUCACUGACGCCGGCGAGGCCGCGGCCAGGUCACGCGGCCUCUGGAGGAACGACGACGGGAGGCGUCGACGACAGCGAUGCCGAGAGCGUGAAGAGUUACGGCAGUGCUUGCAGCACGGCGAGCGCCUGCGAGCACGCCUCCUUCGCGUUGAACGGCACCACCUGGUCCGGCCGAUCGCGGAAAUAUGUCGUGCACUGUUCGAAUCACAAUGAUAGCGAACAAUACCUCACGCCUACGCAGAGAGCCGCCAGACAAGUCAGGAAGUUUCAGGCUCUGUUGAAGGAUGCACGUAAGGAGAUCGAGGAGAAGGACCGGGAGAUCCUGCGGCUGACGAAGGAGGUCGUGGAGUUACGGUUGUACAAGGCAGCUCUGAACAGUCCGGACGAGCGGACGGACAGCAGCGACGCUCUCACCGUGCGCGAGAACAACCCCUUCUCGCCGGAGUCGCCGAGCAAGGAUCUCCCCGACGAGGAGGGGCUCGUGGAGAAGGCCGCCAGUCCGGAUACUCCGGAGAAGCGCGUAAACGCCGACCUGCCGCCGUCGUUGUCCGACUCCGGCCACUUCGAGGAUGGUUCCGUCCAUUCGAAGGAAUCCGUGUGCCUGCCGGAGGCGCGGCCGGAGAUCGCCGGCGGUGCGUCGACGACUGUCGUCGCCACGGCGGUACCCGACGACACCGAUGCGUCGGUCGCCGCGCCGACGGACCGAGACGAUGAGAGGCGUCGGCUGGUGAAUCAUUACGAGAAUAGAAUCGAAGACAUGCAUAGGCGGCACGUCGACGAGCUGCAGGAGCUCAAACAGAAGCACAACGAUAAGGUGGAGAGCUUGCUGAAUCAAUUGUCCGAGGUCAACACCCGUUACUGCGAGGUGCGGCCGGCCAUGGAUAUCGCGGAGGCUCGGGCACGCGAAUUAGAGGUGGAACUGGAGGCUGUGAGGACCGAACUGAACGAGCAGAAGAGCUUGAUGAGCGAGCAGGAGGAGAGGAACAAGCAAAUGUACCUGAAAAUGUAUACCAAAGGUCAGGAAGCCGCGCGCAUCGAACAGGCUGAUCAGAUAUUCGUGCAGGCCCAUCAAUCACCGCCUAAAGUCACCGUCGCAGAACUCCUUCAGCAGUUGACCGUCACGCAAGCCGAGCUGGAGAAUAUUAAGGACACAAGCUACUCGCCUGAACCUCACAUUUCAGCCGAACAUAGCCAAAGUUUGUUAAGCGCUCAGGAGGCUGUUUCUCUCUGGGUCCUUGGCACACGUAAGGCAAUGUAUCGGCGCAUCGUGGAGGCGAGGAGCAGUCAGGGUACUCUCGACCCGGAAAUCACUCUGCAGUUUCUCAAGUCGGCGAUCUACUAUUUCCUAACUGACAAGGAGAAUCAUCACGGCCACUUAAAUGCUAUUGAAAGUAUCCUGGGCUUCACGGAGGCGGAAAAGCACAACAUCGAUAGACUUUAUCGAUCGGCGAGAAAGUAACGCUUUCUGAGAGCCUUCAAACAUGAAAACGUUAUAUCAUCGUUGACGAGUGGUGUUAGGUUUGUUCGAUUUAAUACCUGAAUUUUCAAAUACUUGUUUUCAUUCUUCGGUAUGUUUUAAGGAAGAUAACGUUUUUGUGUUCGGAAACAAAAGAUGUGUAUGAACUUCAUGGAUAUCUUUUUAUAUAAAUGAAAUAACUUGAGAAAGUUGACGAUAAGCAAUAUGGGAAAUUUGUGCAUUCUUUAAUUCUGGCCGAAUUGAGGCUUGUGAUAAACGCUGCAGAAAAUUUGUAUAUUUGUAUAUUUGUUUAACUGUGAGAAAUAUUUUUUUAGUGGUGACAAUUUCCAUUUGUCUCCGUUAUCACAGUACUCAUGAAGUUUAUACAGAUAUUUUAGGUAUAGUCUGUAUUUUCAUUGGUUUUUAUUUAUAUUUGCGUUACAUUUAAGGCAGGAAGAAAAGUGGAUUAUCCGAUACGAAGCAAUUGAUUAUAAAUUAGCUCGAAACGUAUCUACAAAUUUCGUUACGAUAUUUUAUAAUUCGGACACCAUACGUCACCAUACUUACGCUAGGCCGCUACUGGUUAGCUGGCAACUUUUAGGGGGAUUAGAUUUGAUAGUUCUGGGAUUUAACACUAUAAAUGAUAAACAUACAGCUUGGGAAAGGUUCUAGGAAAUUUAAUUAUGGCUGUGUGUAAUUUCAACGCUCUACGAUGGCCAUGUAUUACAAAUAUAAUUAUACGCAUCUUGUGCGAUUUAAAUGCUCUAAAUUAGUGCGUAUAAAUAUUCUAGUUAUACGUAAAAGAAAAUCUAUUGUCUAGUUAUCGCAAACCAAGUUUUGCUCUUUUACUGAUUAUUACGCAUGCAUCUUAUAUAUACAUAUAUAUCACGAUAACUAUAUGAAACGUUUGAAAAUUGAGCAAAAAGUAUGUGAUAUAGAUGAAGUAUUAUCGAAGAGAAAGAUUUAAAUCGACCUUGAGAAUUUAUCUUUGUAUUAUAUUAUUUGAAAUGCAUGCCCAUCCAUGUACGAGUAUGAAAAUUAUAUAUAUAUAUAUAUAUAUAAUAUGUAUGUAUAUAUAAUACAUAUAUAUAUAUCUUUCUCGUUAUCACGCGGAUCCCUGAACAAAUAGAUCAAAUUUAUUUAUAUAUUUACUUGUUAUA
Dinoponera quadriceps is the source of this 3591-nucleotide messenger RNA. RefSeq lists its product as uncharacterized. The coding region runs from base 482 to 2434 and encodes 650 amino acids. The transcript is spliced from 9 exons. The record is from RefSeq and is a predicted model, not a curated record. Lineage: Eukaryota; Metazoa; Arthropoda; Insecta; Hymenoptera; Formicidae.